GCACAAGGCCCUGCAAAUCGAAGCGCUGUUGAAGCGGAUGAGCGAGAAGGUUUUUCUUCUGGACGCGAGCUUGUGGGGCGGAAAGUCGUUCAUGGUGAAAGAAUAUUUUCAGAAAUACAGCCGGUUACUAGAGAGAGGAGGACCACAGAACGACCACAACCCUGAGGAGAUGAACAGUAGACAUCCGAUGUCACAACUAAAAAACAGUAUUGUCGAACCUGAUGAAAAUAUCGCCGCUGAGAUGGAGAAAAUGCGUGCGCAGCCGGUGACGUUUCUGGUGCCCGAAUUGACGGAAGAUUUGGCUUUGCAUCUAUUGGAACAUUUUGCGAACGAGCAUUUGAUAUUGACUUUUAAGCCGGUUGAGCAAAAGAAUUAUAGAGAAGAACCUGCUUCUCUCGUCGAUACUGGCGAGGACAAGAGCCGUGGUGUCAGCAAGCAGGACCAGGAGCAGGCUGAAGUCGAUGCUGCGAACGGGGAGAACAAUGAUCUAGCCGUCACUGACGAUUUGGUGACAAACCGGAAAAAUAAAUCCGCGGACGAACAAGAAGCAGUGGACAAUAAGUGGCACUAUGAACUUAUGAACUGCAAAAGUAUCGUACUCGUAUAAAUGCAUGACAAAUUCCCUCAGCAUGUUGAGAAACAAAAUUUGUAAUGCGGAUCUACCUAGAGAAAAGAAUUUGUAAUGCAAGACUUGCAUUUGUACGAGUACGAUACUUUUGCACAGGAUAGAACUGAUGGACAUGAAGUUAAAAAACUGGGUCUUCUUUGACCAUAUGCAUUGCAAAUGUGUCCUCUGGGUGUGUGGAAACUUGUGAUGCUUGUACAUGUGUGAGAAGCUACUGACUCCAAUACGCAGCCACGCAUGAGAACAAAUUUAUCAGCGGUUAUGUGGUGCGCAACCUGCAGGAGAAAUCGCGUUUUUGCAUGACAGAGGGUUGUUGCUAGUCCACAACAUGCAUCUUCACAGAGUUCAGGAUCAGGGGUAUGGAUGCGAGUUCAGCAAUACAAGUCUCGCACUCUGCUUCCAGACCCAGAUCGAUAUUUGCAGUGCAUAGACCACCCCGCGGACCAGCAACACGCACAGGAGGAGCAGACAAUGAUUGGCACGCUCGUGAAUGGGAUGGCGGAGAAUGUGCCCACCCCACUCGCUUUCGUAGUGCUGAACAAAAAUUUCCUGCCCAAAAACCGCCAAAGCUUGCUGAAGAUGAUCCGGUACGCGACCUUGGAGCAGGACAACGUGCAAGUGGUUGGUACCGGAUUCGCGAAAAUCGGGAAUGUUUUGAACGACUGGUGCUACGUUUUGGAGUUGAAGGAUUGGCGGAUGAAGUUUUCCCCUUGGUACAGAGAGUCUUUACUCGCGGUGAAUACCCAGUUGAAACAGCAACUGCAGAUGAUGGGGUUAUCAAAUGCAAAAAUGUCUGGGUCUGGGAGAGGCACUCUGUUUUUGCAUGAGACAGAAGGUCUGGCAUGGAAGCCCUAGCAUCACAGGUUUCGAAAAGGUUCCGCAAUGCCUAAUCCGCAUGACAAGUCCCCCACUUUGGUGGCAGAAAGUGGGCAACUUUUGCUGUCUAUGCAUGAGAGAUUUGUGUGUGCUGUGAAAUGCGCAUCACAAGUUUGCACACUUCCAGACCCAGACAUAUUUGCAAUGCAUAGGGGUCGCUGCAGAACCAAAGAGUUGAUGGAGAUCACGCAGGAGCUGCGUCCAGUCAGUCUGAAAUGCAGCAGCAACUAAUGCAGGAGUUUAUCCAAGAAAACAUCCUGGGCACUUCCAUCCGUGGAUCCUGGUUUGAAGGCGUGCAGGACGACCAAAAUAACCCCGACGGCACUUCUACGCAGAAUCUUCAAAUGAUAUCCUUCCCAGCGAAGGUCUGUGACACCACCAGCCCCUCUUUUCUGAUCCGCACAGAAGUUUUGAAACGAAUCCCGCUGGUAUCCUGAGCAAAACCGGGCUGGCCCACACCCCAUAGUCAAGAUAGGAAAUCCGCUAGACAAAUCGGCAAGCUUUGGCUGUUGCGCAUGACGAAUUUAAGGUCGGGGCGUAGUGGUCUUUCGCUAUUGUACCAGCAUCACAGACCUCGCGUAUCAUUCUGAUUCGAGCGUCACAAAAAGCGAAACACCACUAGGGAAUGCUUCUCAUCAUGGGUCUCCGCAUGAGAAACAUUUUACGCAUGCAGAAUCGCAUUACAACUCUGGCGGCGUGGGGACGACGUUUUUACACAGCAUAGCUGGAUCCCUCGAAUAUCAAACACGGGGAUUUACUCGCGCUGGAAUACUUUAUCCGGCUGAAAAAACAACUACCAGUACCGGUGAAAGUGGCGAGCGUAGUAGACGCCGAGAUGGGAUAUCUCGUUGGGGAGGGCAAGGAAACAGCACCUGGUGCCAGCGAAGUACUAGCGGAGCGGAGUGAGCUACAUCAACCAGUAGAUGAGAGUACAGUUUCUAAGUGUACGACUUGCGUUGACGCGGAGACCUUCAUAGGAGACGACGGGUUCUCAACAUCGGGAACAAGCGCAACAACGAAUUAUACACGACGACCCGCCUCCCAUCCUACUAGUAGUGCAACCUCCAAGAACUCGUCCCCAAGAAUGAUAAUUACAGCCGCCUCUAGUAGAACAUCAAGUUCUGCUAUGCUCUACGGCUCUUCCAUCUUCCUGACCGACAAUCCAAGUAAAAUCAAACAACUGGAAUCUCUCUGGCGUGCCCUCGCGGGGAAGAAAUUUGCCGCUGUCACCGACCUACGCGAAGUGGAAUUGCCGCACUUUGCGCAGGGGGAAAUCGGGUUUGGGAGCCUGGAGUCCCGGUUUCAGGAGCAGAGAGAAAUGAUGUUGGCGGAGCAGGAAAGAAUAAAAACGCCAACCAGUGCAGCUAUUCCAGCAAAUAAUAAAAUACAAACAACCCAGCACCACCGUUCCUUCCACCAGGUCACCACGGUUCUGAAUUUCGGGUGCAACCUUUCUAUUGCGAAUUGUGAAAUUCCGCUGUGGGUUUACCGUGGUUGGUCAGCUCCGCCGUGUUGCAGGCGGACGCUGCGCCGGCUGCUGUUCUACAUCACAGACCUCUUCGACAAAGUCGGGAUCCGCUAUUUUUUGACCGACGGGGGAUUGUUAGGGGGAUUGAAGUACCAUUCUCUAAUUCGUUGGGACGCAGACAUUGACUUGCAAAUCCACGGAGAGGAUUUCGACAAGUAUCUGCUUGGGAAAGCAGCAUUACAAACUGGGACUAGCAUCGGGUUUCCGCAUGACAAAUCAAGUAAUCUUACCACAGCAUCAACGACCUUGGAAGAGCAGAUCACGAAAGAUGGUUUUUUUUUGCGCAAACAUCAGACCUCGAAGACACAGUUUCUGCUGCAAGUAUCCUGUGCAAAAGUAUCGUACUCGUAGUAAUCGCAGUCAUGCAUUACAAAUUUCUUUCUCAAGUUAAAUCCGCAUUACUCUCACGCUGGGGAAAUUUGUCAUGCGAUUUAUACUAGCACGAUGCUUUUGCAUUUCAUAGCAAGCGAACGUGAACAACUACCUUUUGAUUGAGCUGAAUAAGCGGGAUUACGACCAAUGGUUCUUCAACGACGACGACGAUGAAAAUGUAGAUGCUGUGGACAUAAAACAAGGCGACGUCAAGACCAGCGAGGUCGUGGAGAAAAGAACUAAAUUACCCGUGGAGGGCAAGCUGUUCGAUGUAGUGUACAAACCAGCAGGGCGAAGAACAGGUUAUCAAAUGUAAAAAUGUCUGGGUCUGGAAGAAUGCCAGACUUGUCAUGCAGGUUUUCCAUGACUCAUGAAGUCUGGUAUGUAGGACAUAGCAUGACAGAUUCUGUGAGAGUUCUAUCGUGCCUAUCCUGCAUGAGAAAUUGCCGCUCGAUUAGGUCAAAAGUGGGCAGCUUUUGGUAAUCACGCAACACAGAUUUUUACAUGAUUCAGAUUUAGCAUGACAAGCUGCUUUGUUCCAGACCCAGACAUUUUUGCAUUCCAUACAGGUAGAAAUACACCAACACCAACUGAGAAGAACGACGAGCAAGAUCAUCAUCUGCACGAGACAACAACGUCCUCACCCGAAGAUGCAAGAAGUGCAACUACAUCUACUUCAGAGACCACGACGUUGAGAGGCCAUCCACUUCGAGCAGAUACCUUCACACCCCUCAAAGCGGUUCGAAACUGGUAUGGCUACGGGUUUCUCGCCAAUCGGCUACGGCACGUGCCCGAAUGGGAGGAAGCGGAGAACCCCUUGUUCUGUGCAACGCCCUAUCACCACAACUGCGCGGAUUUGCUGGCCAGCGCUGCGGUGCCCAGGGUUGUGUUUUGAUAUAAGCCGCGGGGCGGAUGUUGGCGGGAUGGGUGCAACAAUCGUGGGAGAUCCUCGUUGGACCUAGCUGUACUUACAGUUACACCAAAACUCGGCGAGGUGGGGUGAUACCAGAGCACGACGAGAUCGGCUGUUCGUUGUAGACCAUCGGAAGGGCGGUUUUAGUUGAAACAGAGUUCUUGUGGGGUUUAGAACCGACAAAGAGCUCUGCUUGGAACCCUGCCUAGCGAAAAGAUGGUGCGCAGUGCUGCGGGCAUGGAUGAAGAAUUGCGGUCGUGAAGGGGACACGAUGACGGUCGUGAUAUUGAAGGGGAAAAGGCGGUGAUUGUGUAAGUGCUCCAAUUCGUACUUGUGUUUUUGUUUAUUGAUCAUGAGCCACGAAAGUACUCCGACAUAAUUUUUGUGCAGAUGACUUGCUGAACGGCAGCUGUUUUUCUUGCUGUUGGGCAGCCAACAUGCAGCACGGCAUCAGGUUGCCCUAUAUUU
Amoebophrya sp. A120 is the source of this 4782-nucleotide messenger RNA. NCBI's taxonomy places the organism in Eukaryota, Dinophyceae, Syndiniales, Amoebophryaceae. The record is from the annotation of a GenBank genome assembly.